Messenger RNA from Cokeromyces recurvatus, 1378 nucleotides. Its product is annotated as rab-GTPase-TBC domain-containing protein. The transcript is spliced from 6 exons. Gene Ontology annotation, molecular function: GTPase activator activity. Gene Ontology annotation, cellular component: endoplasmic reticulum membrane. The record is from RefSeq and is a predicted model, not a curated record. The coding region runs from base 286 to 1227 and encodes 313 amino acids. Lineage: Eukaryota; Fungi; Mucoromycota; Mucoromycetes; Mucorales; Mucoraceae. Gene Ontology annotation, biological process: endoplasmic reticulum to Golgi vesicle-mediated transport; positive regulation of GTPase activity.
AUGCGAUUCGAAGAAGAGUUUGGUAAUUUCAACGAGAAAUGACCAUUUAUUAUCAUGUUUAUUUUUAUUAUAUCUACUAGGCCAUUUUUGCUACAUUGUGAAGAUUCCACUAUAAAUAAAGUAAUAGAAGGUUCACUCGAAGUUCCCCAUAAGGAUGAAGAGCAAGUAAAAUUAGAUGUAAUAAGAUCAUUUAAUUCUUUCCCAAAAAGUAUAAAGAAAUAUAGAAUAUUAAUAAUAUUAAAACAGCUUAAUUAAAAGAAAAAAAAAUAAAAUAAAAUAAUAACCAUGAUAGAUAUAGACGAAGAAGAUAAAAGGAAACUUGAAGGACAGUUGAAUAGAGUGAUUGUUCAUGUUUUAAGAUCUUAUCCGUCAUUACAUUAUUAUCAGGGAUAUCAUGAUAUAUGUUCAGUAUUCAUCUUAUUGUUUGGAGAAAAAUAUGCUACUAAGCUCAUGGAAUCAGUAGCAUUAUUUUAUUUAAGAUAUGAGAUGUAUAUUAAUAUGGAACCUGUUUUAAAGAAACUAACAAUUUUAGAUACUUUAAUUCGACUAGAAGAUGAAGAAUUAUAUCAUUUUAUUACAGAGGCUCAUGUCUUGCCAUAUUAUUGUCUUUCUUGGGUAAUUACAUGGUGCAGUCAUGAUCUGGAUAAUCUAGAAACGAUUACACGUCUUUUUGAUCUAUUUCUUUCAUCUAAUCCUUUUAUGGUUAUCUAUUUUUCUGCAGCACUUGUAUUAUCAAAACGAAAUGAAAUAGUAACAUUACCUGCUGGAGAUACAAGUACGAUACAUACAUAUCUAGCAAAGUUACCGAAAAGUCUAGAUCAUGUGGAGACCCUCUGCCAAAAAGCAUGUCAACUUGAAGAAGCUUAUUCAGUUCUUGAAUUACAAUAUCAAAGUUCAGUAGCCCUUGAUCAGGUAUCUACUGUGAAUCGAUUUGAACAGGAUUGGUUACCCAUCAAAUCAUUAGAGGACUUGAAUCAUACUAUUCAAUAUCAAGUUAUACCUAUUUUGAAAGAUGAAAAGGAACGACUGCCGAUUGAAUUAAAAUCAAAUACGAAUUCAGAAAAGAAGAUGAAUAACGAUAAUUCAAUAUUACAAAGACUUUCUCAUUUAAAUAGAAAAGAUGCUUUAUUAUAUACUUUAGUCACCGUAAGUGCAAGUGUAGGCUUAUUAGCCAUACUUGUAUCUAAUUCAGAUUUAAUAAGGGAAUGGUUAUUAACUGGUGUAUAAACUUUAUAACGAAUAUAAAUAAAUAUUGUACAAUAAUAAUAUAAUAUUAAUGUGUGAGUGAGUGAGUGAGUGAGUGUGUGUGUGUGCGUGUGUAUGUGUGUGUUUAUAAUGGCUUUCUUCCUAAUGUUGAUAUCAUUGGCCAUAUACACUC